AUGAGUUUCUUUGUGGUGCCAUCAGUUUCUUAUCAAACUCAACAAAAAUUAAAAAAGCAUAAAGAAAAAAAAGAUGAAAAGAAAGAAGAAAAGAAAUUGAGAAAAGAAGCAGCUGCAGCAGCUGCCGCGUCUUCUGGGGCAUCAAUUAUUGAUCAACAAAGUAUUCAUAAACAUCAUUCCCAUGGACAUUCACAUUCUUCAAGAGGAAGUAAUAGUAGUGAAUCAAGUAAAAAGAAAAAAAAAUCUAGUGGAUGGAGUAUAAUUAGUGGAAGAUCUUCAACAAGUUCAAAAGAAUCAAAGGAAUCAAAAGAUAAUGAUGAUUUGAGAUCUGUUUUUUCAGGUUCAGCUCCAAAAGAUUCUUCUUCUUCAAUGAUUGAUCAAGUAUCUUCAUACUCAAAUGAUCAAAACGUUGAUGAAAAUGUAUCUUUGUAUCUGUCUCAAUCUAGUAGACCACCUGCAUUGAAUCCAGUAAAAUCUCCUUCAUCAUUAGGUAAUGAAAAAAGAUUUGAACAAGAACUUACGCCUGAAGAAUCAAGUGAAAAAGAGUCAACUCCAAAAUUGGAACAAUCCAAUACCUCAGAAUCAAUACCGACCACCACCCCACAACAAGAUGAAGAAGAAACACCAUCAUUAAUUGCUUCAAAGUAUGGGAAAUCCAUGAGUCAAAACACCUUCAAACAAUACAAAUCUUUGUCAGCACCAACAUCACACACAAUCUCAGCACCUUCAAAACCAACAAAUACUUCAACAUCUCCCAUAUCACCAAUUUCACCAAUGACACCUGCUGCAACUUUUUCUCAUCAUUCAUCAAUUCCUUAUUCACCACAUAGUGUAAGACCUAGAACUAAUUCAGCUUUCUCACCAUCGAAUACAUCAGUUCCUACAUCCCAAAAUCCCACACAUACUCAACAACAUCCACAUUAUUUACAAAACCACGCGUUCCAUAGAAAUAAUUCUUUAACUCCUUCAUCAAGUUAUACUGGAUCUCAUUUAAUGCCAACUUUUUCAAAUUCGAAAGAAUCAAAACAUACAUUUAGAAAAUUAUCAUUUUUGGGAUCAAAUAUGAAAAGAAAAGAUAGUUCAACUUCUUUAGGUGCUCUGCCUGGAUCUGAAUCUCCAGGUUCAAGUAUUAAUUCUCAAACGACUAAUUCAUAUUUCCCAGAUCAAACUACAAAUGAAGAUAUAAAAACCAUCCCCCCUUUUAAACCAUUAUUAGACCUAUCAGUUUUUAAUUCACCUGAAGAAAUGCAAAAAUUUUUAUUAACUCCUGCUUAUCAAGUUUUUAGAUAUAAUAGUUUUUUAUCAGUAGUAAGUUCAUAUCAUUCAAGUGAUGCCCUUAAUUUUGCAAAAGUUAGAAAUCAUUCAUUAUUUAGAUUUAUUAUUAGACAACAAAGAGCAAAAAAAUUAAUUUUAAAAAAUGGUUUACAUAAUCCUGAAAAUUUUAUGGAUUUAUCAUCAACUGAAAAUAUUUUAGCUUAUUAUUUAUAUGCUAAAACAAGAUCAUUUUUAAGAUCAUUAAUUAAAGAAUCUUCAAUAAAUCAACAAUUAUAUAAUCAUGAAGAAUUAGUACAAAGUAAUUUUGUUAAUUAUGUUCGAUAUUUAAUUAAUUUACCUGAAUCUCCAGAAUCAUUGGAGUUGACUGAAAUUGAUAAAACUCAUUAUGAAUUUAAAUCCAUAUUUAGUACAAUUGCAAAUGCAUUAUAUCAAUUAAAACGUGAUGAAACUACUGAAAUUAUUUCUUCAGAAACUACAAAAGCUAUAAAAGUUAAAUUAUUAUUAGAAUGUAUUACAAAAGUUUCAUAUGAAUAUAUUUUAUUAGAAAAAUAUAGAUUUGAUAUGUCAAUGAAAUUUCAUAAUAAUCAUUUAAUUGAUGAAAGACCUUUAAUUCAAUUAUUUGAUAUAUACAAGCAUCAUAUAAAAUUAAGAAAUAAAGAAAGUCCAAAAGUAUUACUUUUUAAUAGUUCUAAUUCAGUACAAUAUGGUUGGUAUUUAUCAAUAACUAUACCAUUUGUUAGAUUUAUUGAAUCUCAUAUAUAUACAGAAUCACCUACAAUUUGUCAAGAUUAUGAAAAAUAUAAAAAAUUGGAAGAAUCAACUAUAAAAACAAAUUUUAUAAAAAGUGAUAUUGAAUUAUUUGAUGAAUUCUUUAAUAAAUUAAAUUUGACAAGUUAUCAAGAAUAUAAUUCAAUGAGUAUGGAUUCAUUAGUUAAAUUAAAUAAAACAAUUGAAAAUCAAUCAACUAAAUUUUCUCAAAUAAAUAGAAGAGAAAUUCCUGAUCCUUCAAAUGCUUUUACUUAUAAACCAAUGAAUUUUGAAUAUUAUAACAAGAGUUUAUCAACUAUAAAUGAUGAAACUUUUAAUUUAAUUCAAUGUCAAGAUUUACCUUUUCAAGUUAAAAAAGAAAAUUACAAGACUAUACUUCGAGAAUUUUAUAGAAUUUUAAAACCUGGUGGAUAUUUUGUUUGUGAUUCUAUUCAUUUUGGUUCCAAAACAACAGAAGAAUUUAAAUUAAAACAUAAAGAUGGUAAAUUCCCAACAGCAUGGAAUUAUAUUGAUUUUUCAUUAUUAAAAUAUUUUGAAGCAAUACCAAAUUUUGUUGAAGUUAUAUUACAAGAAUUAUCCCAAAUUUUUGGAAAGGGAAAUGUUAAAUUUAGUAUAACGCUUUUAAGUUCAGUAACUGAAGUUAAUAAAUUUUUAUUAAAAUUUGGAGGAAUGAAAUUAUAUGAAUUAGUUGGUAAAUUUGAUGAAUAUUGUGAAUUUUUUGAAGAUAAUGAAAAUUUAAGAAAUGUUAAUGAAUCGAGUAUUCAUUUUGGUGUUCAUAUUGAAGCUAGAAAAAAUUGA
This is a messenger RNA of Lodderomyces pseudojiufengensis, 2841 nucleotides long. RefSeq lists its product as uncharacterized. The record is from RefSeq and is a predicted model, not a curated record. NCBI's taxonomy places the organism in Eukaryota, Fungi, Ascomycota, Pichiomycetes, Serinales, Debaryomycetaceae. The coding region runs from base 1 to 2841 and encodes 946 amino acids. The transcript has a single exon.